CUCGACGGUUGGAUAGCCGCGAGUCUUUCCGCCCCUUGGCCAAUUCCAAUCACCGACAGACCCGACGACUGCCAUGGGGUCGACUAAAGAGCCGUACACGAGUCCGUACGCACCCCUGGUACUCACUGCCAACGAGCGAAAUCGACUGCGCCAGCUCGCCAAAAGCCUAAUUGAGGUGAACAUCGACAGCUAUGAAGAGUUUUUGUAUCUGAACGAGGGACACCUUCCAGAGCACGAAUGGAAGUUUUUCCGGCGCGACGAGCAGGUCGAGACGUACGUACGUCGCCGCGACAAAUACAAUUUGAACGGCUUCGGUGCGCCGCACAAGUUGCAUGUCUCUUCGGUCACUCGGACCGCCACAAGUCUCAGUAGCACUCGUGGCGAGGAGUUCUCAUCACUCAACGUGGCUGAUAUCCGCUCCAUUGGCCAGCGGGGCGGCACGAUCGAGGAAGCCGUGCACGGCGCCAUGUGUCCCACCACCGACAUGAUGCGCUACACCUCGGAGUACCUGCAAGACGGCAUGAAGGACGGUUGCGUGCUGGCAAUCAUCGACAACGUGACGCAAGAGGACCAGUUCACGUCGCUAAGUGUUCGGUGGGGAGUCACCGAGAACUCGCCCAUUGUCCGCAAGGUCAUCAAGAGCUAUGACCACGUGUAUCUGGACGCGACGGGCUUCACGCAACUCGUCAACGGUGAGCGUGUGGGGUACCACUUAGUGCACUCGGUCGACUUCAAGGGCACGACGCCGCCUUUACCGCAGUAUUUCCGUGGCCAGGUUGCAGCGAUCGGGUUCUGGAGACAAAUGGGGCCUGACGUCGUGCAAAUCCACGGUCACGGCGUGUAUGCGUUGCCGUUUGAGCGUGCUCGUAAUCUCUUCAUCCCUGCCAUUGCGACGUCCUUGUCCAAGUCGAUGAUCCACGUCUUCUAUGCGUCCCAGAUGAAGAAACUACGCUGCGCUAUUCGGGAGCAACGGAUGCAAAUGCUGUUCCGACCGCAAUGGAGCGCGAAUCAUCCGUGUAGUGUCUGCAAGAAGAAGCGGACACUCAACAAAGGAUCAAGCUGUGAGCUGUGCGGUGAGCACGUGUGCAAGAUCUGUCGGAUCACACACAAGCUGCCAACUGUGGAGCUCGACAACAAAAUGCACCACUCCAAGAUGAGUCUGUGUCCAUUUUGCAUGCUAGACGUGACCAACAGGACCGCAGCAGCAACCGUGCGCGCAGAGGUCGGAGCCGGGCAAUACGGCACCUUGCAAUAGUCGACGUUAGUGCUACCCACCUCUCGAAAAAAUACCUGUCCGAUCGAAGGACAGACGCC
Molecule: messenger RNA, 1314 nt
Organism: Phytophthora infestans T30-4
Lineage: Eukaryota; Oomycota; Peronosporomycetes; Peronosporales; Peronosporaceae
Exons: 1
Coding region: 74-1255 (393 amino acids)
Source: RefSeq, a predicted model, not a curated record